AUGCAUCGAACCUACUCCAUGCGACAGUCGAGGGCGCCGACCCAGUCGCAGAUCGAGAAGCCACCUCCUCCUCAAAGCUCUACGAAAGUUGGAAGGCUGUUUGGAACUUCAAACAUAGGUUGCGGCCCAGAUUUGUCCAAGAAGCUUUCUCAGCUUGUGAAAAUGGAGAAGAAUCUUAUGCGGUCUAUGGAACUUGUUGGGCGUGAACGGCGUGAGGUUGCUCGCCAGCUCUCGAUAUGGGGUGAGGAGUGUGAUGAGGAUGUUUCUGAUAUUACGGACAAACUGGGUGUGCUCAUCUUUGAGGUGGGUGAGUUGGAGGACCAAUUUAUCGACCGAUACGAUCAAUACAGGGUUACUAUUAAGGGCGUGAGGAACAUUGAGUCUAGUGUUCAACCCAGCCGUGAUCGCAAACAAAAGAUCACCGACCAAAUUGCGCAGCUCAAGUACAAGGAUCCUACAUCUCCCAAGAUCGUGGUGCUUGAGCAGGAGCUUGUUCGUGCCGAAGCCGAAUCACUUGUAGCUGAAGCGCAAUUGUCCAAUAUCACCCGUGAGAAAAUCAAGGCUGCAUUUACGUACCAGUUUGAUGCUCUCAGGGAGCACUCCGAGAAACUUGCGUUGAUCGCUGGAUAUGGAAAGCAUCUGCUGGAGCUCGUGGACGACACUCCAGUUACACCGGGCGAGACAAGGCCGGCCUACGACGGAUACGAAGCAAGCAAAGGUAUUAUCCAGGACUGUGAGGAUGCUCUUACGAACUGGGUCGAGGCCAAAGCUGCCGUUCGCUCCCGCCUUUCCCAGCGUGGGUCUCGCCCACGCCGUACCCAUGGCCGUGGCACCCGUGCCGGCGCCGGCGAAGGGGUGUCUCUCGCCGAUCAAGACCGCCCCAUGCAACGUGGUUCUGGCGAGUGGGUACCGGCAGACGAACAUCAUCACCGCAAUCAUCGUGAGAACGAUGAUGAUUAUGAAGAUAUUACCGAUGACGAGAACGGCCACCACAGGCACUUAGACAGUGAUGGCGCUCGCGGUAUGCGUGGUGCCCGCAAUGGGGCCAUCUUGAAUUACGGCGGCGCUGAGCUCCACGCUCGGGAUGGUAUGUCGAAUGCCGGCAGAAGUGGCGUGUCGACAAAUGGUAAAAUGGGAAAUGGAAGGUCUCGCAAGCGCGAUAGCGGUGUUGGCGGAAUGGACGGUGGCAGGGGAUAUGAGCACGGCGUCACUUCCAUGAAUACUGAUGGAGGUGGUGUGAGCUCCAGAGCAAAUGGCGGAUAUGAUGGAAGGUAUACUUCUGAUGCCAAUAUUAUGGGUAUGAGCAGGGGUUAUGAUAAUGCACGUUCUAAUAAUUCUACUAUACCCGUUGCUGUUUCUGAUGUUGGUCGCGAUUCUGUAUUACAUGUUUCUCCCGGUGUCAAGGAAUCUAAUUCAAACUUGGCUCCUUAUAUGAUUGGUCGUGGUGGUGUUGGUUCUUAUGAUAGUUCAAUUCCUGGAACUGGCUACGGUACUGGAUCCGGAACUCGGACAUACGCAGCACCUCGUGAAGAUUAUGGCCCUCGUUCGUAUGCGCAAAACUUAAACGUGGACCCCUCUCGCUCUGGACCCUUCGAACAUCGAACUGGUGAAAUCCAUGCCUCUCCACAUCCCGAAGGCAGGUUAUCUUACAGCCGUGAUGCCGCAUCUGAGUUUGGUCUCGGCCCUAGUUCCGGUGAGCAACAUUCCGGUAGUAGAGAUUAUGCUGCCAGAGAAAACUAUCCAUCUGCUACCCGGCAUGUAACCGAUACUGCGGCAAACGCGGCAUCAAUCGCUGGGGAUACGGCUGCAAAUGCGGCCUCCUAUGCCGGAGACACAGCUAUAAACGCAGGAUCUUAUAUGGCAGACACUGUCUCCGCCAUGAGGCCAAUGGAGAAAGCGGCCAAUGCGGCAUCCUACGUUGGGGAUACAGCAACUGCUGCGGCGUCAUAUGCUGGAGAUACGGCUGCAAACGCUGGAUCUUAUAUGGCGGAUACAGUCAAAGAAAUGAGGCCGAUGGAUACCGCAGCGAAUGCGGCAUCUUACAUCGCCGAUACAGCCAGGAGCGUCGCUCCUCCGGCCGGCCCUUCUUCUAAUCUCCAGGCAGAAACUGGCCCUGGAGUCUAUGAAAGAAAUUAUUCUCCGGGCGACGCCUCCGGUUAUGACAGCCGUACGUACGCCUCUAGUGAUAGAGCUUCUAUCACGCAGAAGAUGGUAGACACGGCGGCGAAUGCGGCGUCCUACGUUGCAGAUACAGCCAAAGAUGUUGCUUCUGGUAUCGGUCUUACUUCUAGUACUGGCCCCAGCACUACAACUGGAGAAAAACAUUAUACGGGGUCCGGAAAUGGUGAUUAUUCCUCCGGUGGGGAUAUUACUGCAAGACCAGUUUCGGAUACAAUGGCGAACACUGCGUCCUACGUAGUAGAUACGGCGAAAACCGUUGCUUCUAGUAUGGGAAUUACGCCUAGUAGUGAUAUUGGGAAUUAUGCCGAGAAAAAUGCAGGCUCAAACACAGUACCUCGUGGGUAUAGCAUUGGUACUGGAACUGGAUUUGGAUCUGGUAAUAGUUACAACCCUCAUCCCCGCUCCCGCGGUAUGCCUGGAAGUUUUGACGAUAGCUAUAACAACUCUUAUAACACCGUGGGAAUGGAUGGAGGCGGUUCUAGGAGAGCAAAUUCUGUUUCUUAUAGGGGAGGAGCAUACAUUUCAGGCCAUGACAGCCACGAUAAUCCAACUAGAGAGGCUGAAGAAGUUCCUUGGAAUACCGGUCGAGACGGAGAAGAUAAAACACGAAUGGGCCAACGACUGCCUCGUGAGAACCUGGAUCGUGACAGGAUAGAGCAUGAGCAGAAAGAGCAUGAGAGAACGAUGCGUGAGCGUACGGAGCGUGAUAUGCAACACGCACGCAUGGAUAGGGAGCGCAUGGACCGCGAACGAAACGAUCCUAAUCAGACAGGAGCAUGGCCUGAACGACGCAGAUCUCUUGGGGAAAGAUACGUUAUCACCAGAGACGGCGGUGCAGCAAUGCUAGACCCAAGUCCACAAGGGAUGCCAGCGAUGGCGAGGAUUUACGAGGUAGCGGGCCCUGUAGGAAGUGCUCCCCGCGAUGACGCCAACCUUAAAGCUGAACGUCUCCGCGAAGAAUUGGAAAAAGAGAUGCAGGAUACACAAAAUGAAGCCCUCAGAUUGGCAAGGGAGAGGAGCACCGGGGAACCUUUAGGAACAAACAAUUCACAAAAGAUUGUCGGUCCUGGCCAGAAAUAUUCUUCCCUCGUCAGUCAGGAUCCAGGCCCGCUAGAUGUCAAGCGUAGUGGAGGUGAAACGGGUCAUAUCCCUGGUGCUUUUGAGAAUAAUAAACGUUCUGGCGCUACCAAUACUCAAGAAGCCCGCCUCAAUAAUCCUUUAAGCGCCAAUCUCGAACAGCAACAAGCUGAGCGAGAACGAGAAUCCGAGAGAUUUGUCCGCAGGUCAUCCAUGGACAGACAUCGUGCCACCGAUACAGGUCAUGGCUCUGGCCCUGGGGGGAUGAUGACAACCAUGAGAAAUGACUCGGAGUACCGAGACCAGAAACUGGACGAUACUGGACGAGUAGUAACAAAUGAGAGGCAAAGGGAACACGAUGUGCGAGAAAAUAUUGAGAGCCAAUUCGAGGGGGAUGACGACGACGAUGAAAUAAGGAGGAAAAGCCUGUUGGGAAGGGCAGCAAGCAAAAUGGGGAAUUUGUUGAAGACCUGA
This is a messenger RNA of Morchella sextelata, 3732 nucleotides long. RefSeq lists its product as uncharacterized. The coding region runs from base 1 to 3732 and encodes 1243 amino acids. Gene Ontology annotation, cellular component: eisosome filament; plasma membrane. Gene Ontology annotation, biological process: endocytosis; eisosome assembly; negative regulation of protein kinase activity. Gene Ontology annotation, molecular function: lipid binding. The record is from RefSeq and is a predicted model, not a curated record. Lineage: Eukaryota; Fungi; Ascomycota; Pezizomycetes; Pezizales; Morchellaceae. The transcript is spliced from 5 exons.